GGGCUAGCAUGUAAUUCUCAGUUGGUGCAGUGUUUGCCUAGCAGAGAGAAAGCAAUGCCCUGGAUCCCCUCCCUCACCCAAAACUGGAUAGUCUCAUGGAGGUGGGCGUCUGUAAUUCUCGGGGGAAGCCUUCCACACAGCCCCUUUCAAAGAACUUAGUGUUGGUCUUAAGAGAGGACAACUAAGUCAGUACUGAACCCGGUUGGAGCUUAGGGGGAAAAGGAACCAAGAAGUGGGUAGGGGCAGUUGAGGGAUAUUGUUUGGAGUUUGGCAGAAAGGCAGGUCCAACUUCUUCCACCAACAAAAACAAGGACCUUCAAUUAGCUGUAGUGCAUAAAGUUGCAGAAUGCACUCUGCGGUGACCACAUGCCAACACUGCAGGCUUGCAAUAGGUGAUCUGAAGCUAGAUUGCACUUGAUUCUUGGCCUGGCCUACUUUUAUUGAGGAUUUCCUGAGUGUUGACUUCCCUUGUAUCAAAUACCACUUGAAGCAUUUUCACUUAUUAGCUCGUGCAAUGCUUAAGACAGCUAUCAGGUAAGUACCACCAUCACUCCUGGUUACCAAGGAGAACACUGUGGCCCAGAGGGCUCAGAUAACUUACUCAAGGCCACAGGGUUCAUGGGUUGUAAAAUGGAGCUUGUACCAGCCAGUCCCGUGACUUGGAUCAUUAUAAUAACAGCGACAUUAACAUAAAAAAAAACAAUUCCGGAGAACACAGCACGUGUCAAGUACUAAUAUGGGCAAGGUGCAGGUGAGGUAUUUGCAACUGAAUCUCCUUAAGGGCCGGAAGCAGCAGGGUUGCUGCACAGAAGUGACUUACAGAAGGUUUGGCCUCUCCAGAUGUCAGGGAGAGUGACCUGAAGGAAAAUACAAACAUCAGUGUUCUGUGCAGAGUUCCCUACAUUCUUUUGAUCAGUGUUGAAAGAAUGACUUACUAAACUGAGUUAAUUGGGACUACAGCAUUUGACAGGAUCCUUUUGGUCAAGCUCGACACGGGUUCCGUUGACUCUUGCAAACGGUUCAAUUAGGUGCUUUAAGAUCGUUUACAAGUUGCCCAUUUGAUCCCCUACCAGACACCGGAAGACGUCAGAAUAAGUGCUCCUGGCUACGGAGUUAGGCAGAGAUGCUAGGGACACAUUUAUCAAGCCCACCUCAGUCUUUGGUGCCCUUUUUAAAAACUUCUCAAGGGGGUUUUCUGUGGCUAUGGCAACCCUGGCUGGAAAACCAUCAGCAUUCCAGCCAUAUGCAGCCAACGAUCUGUACAGACAGAUGGGCAAGUGAUUAGGAACCCUGAUGCCCUUUGCGUUCGCUCAGCCUCAGCAGAUCAAUCUAGCGCCCUGCAACUUUCUGGAACUCAGCAUCCCACCGCAGGAUACUCUUCCCAGACUCUCCCUAAUCUUGUAGCUGGCUCCCUGCAGCCGUGACUCGGGCGUUGCAGUCCUGACAUCAUCGAAGAGGCCUCUUCUCCAGAGGCUGCAGCAGCGACAGCAGUAACAGCUUUCCCGCCUCACUGGUCGCUCACCAGGUGCGGGGCGCAGCGCUCAACGUGCCGACCUUGCAGGUCCCUCGAGGGGCGGGGCCGGAGGUGCAGCGCGGCUUCCCUGCACGCUAGCUGCCAUUGUGGGCGGCUGGGCGCUCACUCGCCCUCUCCACUCAGAGACCCUCGCCGCACGAGGCGCUCUGAACGUCCGGGAGACGCACACCGGGCUCGCCUACCCUCCCGCCAGCUCCUCCUUGCAGCAGGCGCUCUGCACGCCUCUCAGCCAGCGCGCGCUCCCAGCCCCGCCCUCGGGCGGCUCACGCACGAGCCGCGGGCGCGCGCCUCCCCCGCGCUCCCGCGCCAGACGGUCGCGAGCGCGCGUGCGCUCCUCGCAACAUCCCCGGGAGCACCGCCAGAGCGAGCGCGGGGCCGGGCGCACAGGAGUAAAAAGGAGGCGGCGGCCGCGUCUGCGAGCAACAGAUCCGGGCGACGCGAGCUGACCUCGUCUGCUGCUGCCCUUUUUCGUUCUCUCUUUCUUUAUUUUGGAGUUUCAGAAAAAAAUUAUAUUUGGAAGACAUUUUUUUUUUUUUCGUAAAUGGCGCUGGCCCCGGGUCAGCGGGCGGUUUUCUCUGCACCAAGAUGGGCUUCGCCUUUUCCGUCGUGGGCACUCUUGGUGGCUUGAUUGUCAGUCUUCUCCGGGCAUUUUUGAGACCAGGAGCCGAGCACUGCACAUAGGUGACUCGCCCUCCGGAGCGGCUGGGCGUCUUGGAUUGGGACUUGGGGGGGCAGAGUGCAGUAAAUUGCGAGCACCGCGUGCUCUCUGCAAAACCGGCGGCGAGCCGGAGGUAGGUCGCUCCCAGGGUGAAACCGCUCCCGGGCUGAGCGAGCCCGGCCCCGUGCGCAGUGCAGCCGCCCCGAGAGCGUGUCCUGUCCCCGCCGCGCCGGGAAAAUGGAGGCUGUGAUCGAGAAGGAAUGCAGCGCGCUUGGAGGCCUCUUCCAGACCAUCAUCAGCGACAUGAAGGGGAGCUAUCCAGUUUGGGAAGACUUCAUAAACAAAGCCGGAAAGCUACAGUCCCAGCUGCGGACAACAGUAGUAGCAGCAGCUGCCUUCUUGGACGCCUUUCAGAAAGUGGCUGACAUGGCCACCAACACACGUGGUGGUACCCGGGAGAUCGGCUCAGCUCUCACCAGAAUGUGCAUGCGGCACCGGAGCAUCGAGGCCAAGCUGAGGCAGUUCUCCAGUGCUUUGAUCGAUUGCCUGAUAAACCCACUGCAAGAACAAAUGGAGGAAUGGAAGAAAGUGGCCAACCAGCUGGACAAGGACCACGCAAAAGAAUAUAAGAAAGCUCGACAAGAGAUAAAAAAGAAGUCCUCUGACACGCUGAAGCUGCAGAAGAAGGCAAAAAAAGUGGACGCUCAGGGGAGGGGCGACAUCCAGCCUCAGUUGGACAGCGCUCUCCAGGAUGUCAACGAUAAAUACCUCCUGUUGGAGGAAACGGAGAAGCAGGCUGUGCGCAAGGCACUCAUCGAAGAACGAGGCCGGUUCUGCACCUUCAUCUCUAUGCUGCGGCCAGUGAUCGAGGAAGAGAUUUCCAUGUUAGGAGAGAUUACCCACCUUCAGACCAUAUCGGAGGAUCUGAAGAGCCUGACCAUGGACCCUCACAAGCUGCCCUCCUCAAGUGAACAGGUGAUUUUGGACUUGAAAGGUUCUGACUAUAGUUGGUCCUAUCAGACGCCUCCUUCUUCUCCCAGUACAACUAUGUCCAGAAAGUCAAGUGUCUGCAGCAGCCUGAACAGCGUCAACAGCAGUGACUCCCGGUCCAGUGGCUCCCACUCGCACUCGCCCAGCUCGCAUUACCGGUACCGCAGCUCUAACCUGGCCCAGCAGGCCCCCGUGAGGCUGUCCAGCGUGUCCUCCCACGACUCAGGAUUCAUAUCCCAGGACGCCUUCCAGUCCAAGUCACCCUCUCCCAUGCCACCUGAAGCUGCCAACCAGAACUCGUCCAGCUCGGCCUCCUCCGAAGCGUCGGAAACCUGCCAGUCAGUGAGCGAGUGCAGCUCCCCCACCUCAGUCAGCUCAGGCUCUACCAUGGGCGCCUGGGUGUCCACAGAGAAGUUGUCUAAUGGGUUUUCUCACUGUAGUUUAUCAAGUGAGUCCCAUGCAGGGCCCGUGGGUGCAGGCCCUUUCCCUCAUUGCCUGCCUGCCUCCCGCCUGCUCCCUCGGGUCACCUCUGUCCACCUUCCUGACUACGCUCAUUAUUACACCAUUGGGCCCGGCAUGUUCCCGUCAUCUCAGAUCCCUAGCUGGAAGGACUGGGCAAAGCCAGGACCCUAUGACCAGCCACUGGUGAACACCCUCCAGCGCCGCAAAGAGAAACGUGAGCCAGACUCUAAUGGGGGAGGACCCACUACGACAGGAGGGCCACCUGCAGGUGCUGAAGAGGCGCAGAGACCAAGGAGCAUGACGGUGUCAGCUGCCACCAGGCCUGGUGAGGAGAUGGCGGCCUGUGAGGAACUGACACUCGCCCUGUCCCGGGGCCUCCAGCUGGACGUGCAGAGGAGCAGCCGGGACUCACUACAGUGCUCCAGCGGCUACAGCACCCAGACCACCACCCCGUGCUGCUCUGAGGAUACCAUCCCCUCCCAAGGUACGAGGCGCCCAGCUUGCCGUCCGGCUUUCCGGGCGGGUCCAGCAUGGGAAAAGAAGAGCUGUGGCCCUGGACCUGGACCAUCUAAUCGGAUCCUAUCCUCAGUUUCAGAUUACGAUUAUUUCUCUGUAAGUGGCGACCAGGAGGCAGAGCAGCAAGAAUUCGACAAGUCCUCCACCAUUCCAAGGAACAGUGACAUCAGCCAGUCUUACAGGCGGAUGUUCCAAGCCAAGCGUCCAGCCUCAACGGCUGGCCUACCCACCACUCUCGGACCUGCUAUGGUCACACCAGGGGUGGCGACCAUCCGACGGACCCCUUCCACCAAGCCUUCUGUCCGCCGGGGGACCAUCGGAGCUGGUCCUAUUCCCAUCAAGACACCAGUGAUCCCUGUCAAAACCCCAACUGUCCCAGACCUCCCUGGGGUUUUGCCAUCCCCUCCAGAUGGGCCAGAGGAGCGGGGUGAGCACAGCCCCGAGUCUCCAUCUGCAGGGGAGGGGCCCCAGGGUGUCAGCAAUAUACCCUCUUCCUUGUGGAGUGGCCAAGCACCCGUCAACCCUCCACUUCCAGGCCCAAAGCCCAGUAUCCCUGAGGAACACAGACAGGCGAUUCCAGAGAGCGAGGCUGAAGACCAGGAAAGGGACCCCCCAAGUGCCACUGUCUCCCCAGGCCCGAUUCCAGAGAGUGACCCCGCAGACCUGAGCCCCAGAGAAAGUCCUCAGGGAGAAGACAUGUUGAACGCCAUCCGGAGGGGCGUGAAGCUGAAGAAGACGACCACCAACGAUCGCUCAGCACCGCGCUUCUCUUAGGUUCUCCUGGUUCCCAGGAGAUGCUGCCAGCGCGAACGAACUCUUUAAUUAAUAAAGCCUAAUUUGUCUUGAUCCAUUCCAGUCUAUAAUCAAGCAAACGAUUUUGUAGGCAAUUCGGAAUCCUGCUCUUUUCAAAGUAUUCGACAUCUUUAGAUAAGAAUUAAAAGCAACAUAUGUAAUUGACAUAACCUUGAUCUUUUAAUUUGUAAAUAUUGACGGUUUCUUUCUGCAUACUUUAAUCUUAGUUUCCCUUUUGAUUUUUCUGAAGGUGCCAAAUUCCAUUUAACUUUUUUACAGGUCUUUGUAAAAUUUUAAAAGCAUAAAGGGGAGGGGGGUGGGUUGGGAUGGGAACCUUGGAGUAAUUUCACAAGAGGAUUACAUACUUAGUUGUUUUUCUUUUUUUUUUCUCCCCUCACGCUUUUGUAGAUGCAUUGUAGUUGUCUAGUUUAGAAGCAAAUUCAAGUUAUUUUAAUGGAUAAACACAACGGAUAAGGGGUGAAACCCUCACUCACAUAUACUGUGUUCUGGAGGAGAAACGCAGGAGUAACAGUUGAGCAGUACGCAGAGAAGGAAACCGGACAUGGUGGACUGUGUGGGGAUUGGGGGGAGGGCUGGGGGAGGGGCACACUGUCAACAUAGCCAAUCCUGUUACAUUUAAGAGUAGCCUUGUAGGUUGAAUUUCCAGUAGCUUCAUGGUUAACGCAUCUGAAUAAGCCAUACUAGAUUGCAGUGUUUGUUUCUGUAAGGUUUUUAAGGACUUCCUUUCUCCCGGCAUUCCUCUUGACCGCACACACAGCAUCCACACCCGGUCCUGCGCAUGCUGCUGCCAUGGGUAGACAUAGUCCCUUCUUUACUUUCUCGUCUCUUAUACUCACUUCCACUGAAUCCAAAUACAUCCAAAGGGGUAAGGCAAUUCAGAAAACGUGCAAACAUUUUAAAAUGAUAGCAGGGAAUUCUUAGAUAUAGAAAAUGCCUUUUACUUAACUGUGCCCAGCAGGCUGGGUGCGUUGAAAAGCCCAGAUAUUUUGAAGAAAAAAAAAAUUCAAACAGAUUUAUCAAGGGUAACCAGCUUGGAGUCUAGCAAUUUUGCCAAUGUGCUUACCAAUUUGGGGGCUUGUUUUUCUUCCCUUCCUUACAUAAGGACAGUUGAUUGGCUUCUAAACACCGGAGCAAAGUGGAUUUAUUUACUGUCAACUGGGAGUCUGACUUCAAUUCAGGCAAUGUUUUUUCUUCUUUUUCUUUUUUUCUUUAAAAGUGAAUUUGUCCUUUCUUUCUUUAAGUGGAAGUUAAAUUUGUUAAAAUGCCCAUCCCUAAAGUCAACAGAGAACUGUAGAUUUCAAGAGCUCACAUUUAAAGACAGCUGUUCAAAGGGCAAGGCCCUCGGCAGCACAGCAGCUGACAGUACACGCCUGACAUUUUGGGCAGGAGACUUGGUGGGUCCCAUGUGCUCCGCAGAUCUCCCGUUGGCUCUAGCCUCUGAUGACGUAAUCUUCUACUUUAACACCUCACCACCUCGGAUGUGAGAGUACCGUUCCUCUAGUCAUUGCUCUAUAGAUUAACAUUUAACACUGCUGUGACUGAUUGCUCAAAGGACAUUUUAUGUUAUGGCUUUAAAGCAGAGGCAUGAUUAUUAGAAAUGACUUAAGCUCUUUUCUUUGAAAAACAAGCUCCUUUUGCAGACGAAGCAAACAGUAGUGCCUGUGGUUUAGCCCGCCAAUCUUGACGACUCAAAGUAGCUGAUGCAUUGUGCAUAUGAUGCUUGAGAUGGUUUUGCAGAUGCAGACAUCGCUGCAAGGUCAUUCUAAUAGAGACAAGCGGUAUUUUAAACCUUUGAAAGGAAUGGAUGUAACUGUACGUUGGUACAGCUUUUCACUUGUUUAGUUUUUAAACGUUAGUAUAAUCUGAAUAAAGUUAAUAUAAACUGUUGCCAAAUUCAAUGUAGAAAGAAUGUGACAAACACCUUGGGUAGUUCUGUUUGUGUUUUUGCAUAUUGUAAAAGCAGUGUCACAGCUGAAAAUGAACCCUUUCUAAAGGUAAAUUAUUGUGAUUUAGUUGCUAGUUUGUAUUGAGAGUUGACCUCUCCCUGUGCAGUUUUUGUUUGGAACUUGUAUAGAUAACAGCGUGUAAUGUGUCCCCUUCUACACUGUAACAGUUGCUUCUGCCUACCUUAUAAAUAAAGAAUCACUAAGAAAAAGA
Molecule: messenger RNA, 7130 nt
Organism: Mus musculus (house mouse)
Lineage: Eukaryota; Metazoa; Chordata; Mammalia; Rodentia; Muridae
Gene: Mtss1
Product: MTSS I-BAR domain containing 1
Exons: 16
Coding region: 2430-4934 (834 amino acids)
Biological process (GO): plasma membrane organization
Cellular component (GO): cytoplasm; cytoskeleton
Molecular function (GO): actin binding
Source: RefSeq, a predicted model, not a curated record